AUGACUUCUUGUGGCAAAGUAGAAAAUACAAUUUUAUGUGCAAGGGGUUGUGGUUUUUAUGGAACCUCAAGCAACCACAACCUUUGUUCUCAAUGUUACAAAGCUUUUCUUAAAGAAGAAGAAGCCAAGAAUAUCGCGGUUUUAUCUGAAAAGAUAUCAUCUCUUACUUUUCAUGAAGGUACAACGACUAAGAAUGUUGAUUCGACAAUGAGAAUUAAGCAAAGAUGCAUGACUUGCAAGAAGAAAGUAGGAUUAAUAGGGUUUAGUUGUCCAUGUAAAGGAAUGUUUUGUAGUCUUCAUAAGUAUCCUGAAGAACAUGCAUAUACUUUCGAUUACAAGUCUGCUGGUCGUGUGACUUUGGCUAAGGAAAAUCCUCCAUGUAGACAUGAUAAACUUGAGAAUAGGAUCUAA
Messenger RNA from Solanum verrucosum, 411 nucleotides. RefSeq names its product putative zinc finger A20 and AN1 domain-containing stress-associated protein 8. Lineage: Eukaryota; Viridiplantae; Streptophyta; Magnoliopsida; Solanales; Solanaceae. Gene Ontology annotation, molecular function: zinc ion binding; DNA binding. The record is from RefSeq and is a predicted model, not a curated record. The transcript has a single exon. The coding region runs from base 1 to 411 and encodes 136 amino acids.